Aspergillus uvarum CBS 121591 is the source of this 1527-nucleotide messenger RNA. RefSeq names its product fungal specific transcription factor domain-containing protein. The transcript has 5 exons. Gene Ontology annotation, cellular component: nucleus. Gene Ontology annotation, biological process: DNA-templated transcription; regulation of DNA-templated transcription. The annotation marks the transcript as partial. Lineage: Eukaryota; Fungi; Ascomycota; Eurotiomycetes; Eurotiales; Aspergillaceae. The record is from RefSeq and is a predicted model, not a curated record. Gene Ontology annotation, molecular function: DNA binding; zinc ion binding; DNA-binding transcription factor activity, RNA polymerase II-specific.
AAAUCCCGACAGAGCCCCGGAUCCGCUUGUGAGGAAUGUCGUCGUCGCAAAUUGCGGUGUGAUCGACGCACCCCGAGCUGUGGUGUAUGUACCGCAACCGGGGUCAUCUGUCACUUUACCGCCACCCGGUCGGAGCGAGGCCCCAAACGGGGUCACUUGAAGCAGCUGCAGCAGCGCAUGGGUAUGUUUCACCGGAUUGACAGCGUCCUUGUGCAAUCGACCUUAGACAAUAUCAAGAUGGACAAGAUUCCAUUUUUGCCGUCAGAGGGGAUUGAGCCAUUGCUAGAUUCGCCGCCCACGGAGCCACAACUGCUGAUGUCUGUCACGGAGGUUCCGAUGUGGAUGCGUGAAGAACUGGAUCAACUAUACUUCGAUCGGGUGCAUGUUUUUGCCCCCAUUCUCCAUCAAGGCCGGUAUAUGGAAUGGAGUCGCCAGCGGGUCAAGAGUGAGGCAAAGACUGCUCUUCAGUACACCAUGUGGACGUUGGCAGCUUCGUUUUCCGGGCAGCUUCAGCACGUAGCCAGCGCCUUUUACCACGAAGCACGAUCUCGAGUGGAUCUGCAGAUGCUCGGGGACAAUGUGAUCGACACGAUAGAGAUUGAGAACUUGCAGGCGUGCAUUCUGCUGGUGAUGCACGAGUCUAUAACGUCGUACGAUGAACGCGGGUGGCUUCGGGCGGGGUAUGCCUUCCGGCUGGUGCAACGGAUGCGGCUGUAUGAGAUUGAUGCGCCGUCAUCACCCAGGCUCUCUGCCUGUGAAGAUUGGGUGGUGGUUGAGGAGCGACGGCGGAUGUUUUGGAUGGCGUAUUGCUUGGACCGAUUCCUCAGCAUGCGUGAUGGUCGACCCUUGACGCUGAUUGAGCACCUGAUAUCCACUCGACUCCCCGCCCCGGAAGCGGAGUUUCAAAGUGGACAGCCGGUCGAUAUGGAGCUUCUCUCCACUGCCAUCACCUCGGGCGGGCCGCGCCUGACCUCACCUUUUGCUGAAUGUAUCAUGACGACGACGGUCUGCGGCCGCGCCGUCAUCCACCACUACCAAACCAGUCUCGAGAACACUUUCACACACGACUCUUCCAACUUUCACGACCGCCACGAAUGGAUCCAUAACACCAUCACGCAGCGAAUCAACAUCCUCUCUUUCAAUACCCCCAAGUUCACUGAAAACAGUGACCCUAUGUUUCUUUUCACACGUAUUCUAGCGUCGACCACGGCGCUGUACCUCUAUCACACUCUCAGUCUCACAUCAUAUGAACUCAUUCCGGAGGACGACAUGUCGCCGUUCCCGGAUUAUGGCCAUGCUGCGUUGUUGGAAGCGCAGGAGAUGGUGCAUUUGGCAAAUAUAUUAAACAAAGUCAACUCCUUCAAGAUUCACCCUUUCACACACAUUCCACUGAGCCUUUGCGUUGACAUUUGCAACACGUAUAGAGACCGCGACGGCGCCAUUUGCGCUAAGCUCCAGGAGGUCUUCCAUACGCUGCGGAACCUCACGUGGGUGAACAGUCUUGGAGAGAAACUUCAACAGGUCCUG